UCGCCUGGUAACCGGAGACGCUGGAGUUUCAGACACUGAACUCAGUCUGUGCUUUUAUUGAUAAUAAUUAUAACUUCAGACUCGCUGCAGCUCAGAUAUAUCCUAUAAUAGUGUCUCUGCUCUCUCUCCUGACUGACUGAGGACUGAGGGGGUCAUGGCGGAAACACACCCCACCUGUUUAGCAUCUAUUAUAUAUUUCCUGCGAGAGCGAUUCUACAGGCAGGCCAUUAACAGCACUGUGAGCUUUCUGAGAACUUACCCCAAUGACUCUGUGAUUUUGUUCUUCAAAGCUUUUGGAGCUCUGAAUGAAGGACAUACUCAAGAGGCCAUAAGGGAGCUUACCCAACUGAGAGACAAGCCUCAGACCUCUUUGUGCUCAGUGAUGGCUCUCCUUUGUGCACACAGGCAAAGUGAGACCCCAGAUCAAGAGGCAGUUUCUGAACUGGAAGCCUGUCUCAAGACAUCCAGAAGGACAGCUGAGGACAGGGACCUGUACUUCGCAGCUCUGCUCUACUGGAUUCUGGGACGAAAUGAGAAGGCCAGAGAUUAUGUAGAAAGGAUGCUGAAAAUGUCCACUACUUCCUCGCAGGGGCUCAUUCUAAAGGGCUGGAUUUUCCUGACCUCUGAAAAUGAGGCUCAUCGGUCGCAGGCCAUCCGAUACUUUGACGGUGGUUUACGAGACUCCAAAGAUGUGUUUGGAAUGAUGGGAAAGGCCGAGUUCUUCAUGUUGAGACAGAAUCAGUCGUGUGCUCUAGACAUGAUCAGUCAGGUCAUAGCCUCCCAUCCUAACUUCAUUCCAGCUCUCGUUCUCAAGAUGAACAUGUUUAUGUCGUUCCAUGACUGGGAACAGACAGCUGAGGUGGCUGAAAGAAUCCUUGAGACAGAGACACACAACUUGAAAGCCCUUCAGAUGAUGACUAUAAUCUCGGAAGCAAAGGACGGAGAUAUGAAGAAGGUGACAGAGUAUCUACAGCUUCUUCUGUGUGCCAUUGAAGUUUUGGAGCCCAGUACUUUCAGUCUGCAUGUGGAUUUCACGUUGCCAAUCAGUAGACUGUGUGGACACAACAGUGUGGUCGUGCAGAUGCUGACGGCGUUUGUGCAGAGAGCUGUGUCCAGAGCUCCAGAUAACUCUGCCAUGGACUGUGAGCUCGGCUACCUCCUCACAAUGCAGGGCACAUAUAAAGAGGCUCACAGGUGGUACACAAAGGCUUUGAAUAUAGACCAAGGAAGCAUGGCUGCAUCAAUAGGUAUGAUCAAGUGUCAACUGAUGGAUGGACAGGUGGAGAAAGCAUCUCAGCAGCUGGACUUUUUUCAGGAAGUGCAGCAGUCACUAGGACGGUCAGCGGAAGUGAGCCUUUUGCAGGCCAUUUUGGCCCAGAAGAAAGGAGCUGCGGAGGAGCGGGUUGUGGCCCUGCUGAAGGAGGCCACAGAGCUCCAUCUGCAGACCCUCCGUGGGCUUCCCCAUGGUGUGGACUAUCUGCAAAGACUCAAUCUCAACUUUCUGCUUCAGGUGGUUAGCAUGCAUCUUGCUAACAGUCAGGAUAUUCCACUUGAAGCUGGUCAGCUCCCACCCUUUGGACUGAAACAUUCCACUAUGAUUCUAGAGGCUGUAAUUAAAGCCGCUCCUGGUGUCUUAAUCAGUUGCUACUACAUGGCACGUGUCAAAUUUCUAAUAGGUGAUCAGGCUGCUGCUCAACACUUUCUAAACCUGUGUAUGGAUAAGGAGCCCACCAUGCCUGAGAUCCACCUGCUGCAGGCCAAACUUCACGUCCAUACUGGAGAAUACAGAAAGUCUCUCAGCUGUUUGGAGUCUGGUGUCAGUCAUAACUUUGAACUGAGGCAGAUGCCUCAGUAUAACUUAAUCAAAGCCAGAGCUCUGAAGGGGAUUGGGGAGCUGACAAAGGCCAUCCAGUGCCUACGUAUGUUGACGGCCAUGCCAGGGGUCAGGAGGGCCACUGAGGGACGUGAAACCUCUCUCUCCCUCAGUGAACGAGUUUCAGUGUUUCUGGAGCUUGCAGAUGCCCUGCGGCUGAAUGGAGAACAGCAUGAAGCUGCUAAUGUCAUGCAGGACGCGAUUUGGCUGUUUAAGGAGACCCCCGAAGAAAUGCGAGUUAUGGUGGCUAAUGUAGACCUAGCUUUAGCUAAAGAUGAUGUCGACACAGCUCUCAACGUACUGCGCACUAUCACACCCGGCAAUUCCUGCUACAUUCAGGGCAAGGAGAAGAUGGCUAAUAUUUACCUGGAGAGAAUGAGGAACAAGAAACUCUACAUAGAAAGUUACAGGGAAAUAUGCCAACAGCUACCUGGACCUCAUUCUAAAAUAUUGCUGGCUGAUGCUUUCAUGAAAAUACAAGAGCCUGAGAAAGCUAUUGAGGUAUAUCAGGAAGCAGUAAAAAUGGCACCAAAGGAUGCUACAUUUGUCAAGAAAAUUUGCCAAGCCCUGGUGAGGACAUACCAGUACGACAAGGCUGUGGAAUACUACAUGACUGCCCUCAGCACCAGCAGGAAUGACUCUGUGUAUCUCGAAUUAGCUGAGCUCCUGUUUAAACUCCAGCACUUUGAAAAAGCUCAGCACAUCCUGGAGAAGGCCUUGGAGCAUGAAAACAAUACCAGUCUGACCACAAUGAUGAAUGAUGUGAAGCUUUUACGAAUUCUGGUGAAAGUACUUCAUGCCCAAAACGAGCCUUGUCUGGAAACAUUACAAAAGAUCUAUGAACUUCAGCAGAGGGUUGUGAGACGUUUACCGUUUGAGCAGCCUGAAAAGAGUGAUGAGCAAAGGAGAGUUACAGCUGCUAUUUGCUGUGAGCAGGCUAAAGAAUACCACUACAGCAAUGAUUUAGAGAAGGCCGAGCAGUGCUACUCAGAGGCUCUGAACCACUGCCCAGAUGACACAGAGAUUAACUUUCAGAUUGCUCAGCUCUACUAUGAGCACCACAAACUGGAUUAUUGUAAAGACCAAUGUUUUAAGAUUCUGCAGCAUGACAAGAAACACACUGCUACCUCAAUGCUGUUAGGUGAUGUUUUAUUUCGGAAAAACCAAAAAGAAGAAGCCAUCAGCCUGUACACAGACAUCUUACAUCAAAAUCCAGGCAACUUUCAUGCUCUGGCCAGGCUUAUCCACAUGCUACACAGGGUGGGGAGACUGGAUGUUUUGCCAUUCUUUGUGAAGUGUGAAUCCCACUCACCAACUGCAGUUAAAGAACCAGGUUACCACUACUGCAAAGGCCUCUAUUACUGGCAUGCAUACCGUGUAAAAGAGGCAUUGAAACACCUGAGCCAGGCCAGGGGGGAUCCAGAAUGGGGGGAGGAGGCUGUGGAACUGAUGGUACGUAUCUGUCUUAACCCAGACCGGGAAACAUUUGGAGGAGAGGUGUUUAAGAGACCAGAGCAGGACCAAAGUUCUAGUUCGCCAGUUCCAUCAGACAUUGAUCGCAGUGAGUUAAUUGGAGUAAACAUGGCCCAGGAGUUGCUGAAGACCUUCCGUCCCCGCUCCAAAGCCAGUCAAGAUAAAGCCAGAAUCCUUUAUAACCUCUGCCUGGUUCACAGCAAGGAGCCGGAGCAGGUGGAGAAGGCUGUACUUAUGAUGUCUGAAAUGGCGGGAAAGAACGUGUUUUUGGAGGCCUCUUUGUUGGUAGCAGCUCAGGGUCUCCUACAGCUGAAACAGUUUCCUCGAGCCAGGAACUUUCUGAAGAGGAUCAGCAAAGUGCAGUGGACUCAUGCCAUUGCUGAGGACUUUGAGAAAAGCUGUCUGCUCCUCGCUGACAUGUACAUCACAAUGGGAAGAAACACAAAUGCAGAGAAACUUUUGAAUGACUGUAUACAACACAACAUGUCAUGCAGCAAGGCAUAUGAGUACAAGGGCUACAUGAUGGAAAAUGAUCAGAGAUACAAGGACGCUGCUGAGCUGUACGAGCUGGCCUGGAAAUACAGCCACUGCGUAGACCCUGCUGUCGGAUAUCGUCUUGCCUUCAAUUAUCUAAGAAGCAAGAAUUACACACUGGCAAUUGAUGUGUGCCAUCAGGUUCUGCUGGAAAAUCCUGAUUACCCUCAGAUCCGAGAUGAAAUUCUGGACCGUGCACUGCGUUCUCUCAGGCCAUGAGCACAAAGGGUCUUCUUUGAUGAUACAAAUGAUAAAAAUAGUGUUAGUUAUCAGUACAGGUUUUGUAUAGACACAGAAUAUGCACAAAAUAGACAUUUUAACUUUAUAUUUAAUUUAUCUGAAUGCUCUGUUUUUGUUCAGUAGCAAAAGGAAGUCCAGACAAAAUAUGUUUGCAUUGUUUAUGUAAAGUUGAGUUUAGACAAUGUUUGGAAGGGGUUUAAGUAUCAUUAUUAUAAUUGCCAUUGUCAUGCUUACAUAUUGCAAUGUAACAUGUUUUGAAUGUCUCCGAUAUGUUCAUCACGAAACUGUGAUCCAAUAUGAAUAAUAACUAAUACAUUUUGUUAGAAAGUAAAAAAAACACAGAAAGUCAGCAUUUGUGGAUUUUAAAUAAAACAUACAUGUGUAAGCAUAAUAAGAGUAAAGAGACAUCUUUAUCUGUGUGUAAAAUAAUAAAGAUUCCUGUUUGUAAAGUGAAGAUGCCCAGUGUAGCUUUUAAAUUUAGAACUAUUAUAAUUUUUCUGGGAAUAUUAUUUUUAUUAUUAGCUGUUUCGUGUUAUGUAGUAAUCUCAAGGAUCAUUCCAUAAUAACCUUACAAAUCACCUGCUCAAAUCCCACAGCCUUGAAUCUACUAGGACAUUUGUCCCAUAUAAACUAUUAACACCUUAGUAAAGACUCUGUGUGCCAAUUUGAACAUGAUUUUUAUCACACUCUAUUUUUACACCUGAGUGUAAACAGCCACCAAACCUGUUGGUUUUAUCGAUACAC
Astyanax mexicanus (Mexican tetra) is the source of this 4864-nucleotide messenger RNA. RefSeq names its product tetratricopeptide repeat domain 21A (gene ttc21a). Lineage: Eukaryota; Metazoa; Chordata; Actinopteri; Characiformes; Acestrorhamphidae. The transcript is spliced from 29 exons. Gene Ontology annotation, biological process: intraciliary retrograde transport; protein localization to cilium. Gene Ontology annotation, molecular function: protein binding. Gene Ontology annotation, cellular component: intraciliary transport particle A. Bases 155 to 4099 code for a protein of 1314 amino acids. The record is from RefSeq and is a predicted model, not a curated record.